Molecule: messenger RNA, 1905 nt
Organism: Linepithema humile (Argentine ant)
Lineage: Eukaryota; Metazoa; Arthropoda; Insecta; Hymenoptera; Formicidae
Product: E1A-binding protein p400-like
Biological process (GO): DNA repair
Cellular component (GO): NuA4 histone acetyltransferase complex; Swr1 complex
Molecular function (GO): chromatin binding
Source: RefSeq, a predicted model, not a curated record
UGAAAAAUUUUACUCGACAGACUUGAUAGCAUUUCUACAAAAAUUCAAGCUACGAUUAUUUAUUUAACACUUCCUGUCAUCGGCACAUUAAGCCAAAUAAAUAUAUAAGGUACAUACACAAUAACGCAAUUACAUGUGUUACAAUGUACUAUAAAAACCAUAAUAAAUAAGCGUAAAAAAUAUAAACGGAAAACCACGCAUCUUCCAAUUUUAGUUCUCUCUCAAUAUGACAUUACUCUUAUAUUUUGAUUUCUACGAUAUACAAAGAAUAAAUGAUAUGUUAACUAAAAAUAAAUGAAAAAGAAUCGAUAAAGUGCAAAAGAUAUAUAGAUUAGAUACUGAAGUGGCUAAAAAAGAAUUUGUUAUAUUAUAUCUGUUGUAUCAUACUCAGACAGUUUCUAAUAAUCUUUAUCCACGCAUCAUAGUCUGCGAAUUUCAGAAGGAAAGCUUCAGUCUCAAUAGAAAAAACAAAUUGAAGGUUAAAUAAACGAUAAUGCCGGAGCAACAAUUAAUCAGUGUGAACUCAUGUCAAUGCAAAGAGACUUACGAAAUGAACAUCUUCAGAUGUGACACGCAUUUUUUUCGAUAUAAAUUUAUAGAGCGUUAAAAAAACAGGGAUACAAACAAGCUUGCAGAACAUGGCGAUAUUGACCAACUGCAUCUAUUUGGAUAUACUUUUGAUAUUCUCAUCGCUUUUGGCAACGCUUUACCUGUGGAUGAAGUGGAAGCAUUCCUACUGGCAGAGAUGCGGGAUACGUUCGUUGCCCACACAUUGAUUCUUCGGUCACUUCAAAGACGCGAUCCUGAUGCGCAAACCGCCAGGAGUGGUUCUCGGUGAACUGUAUCAGCAAGGAAACGACAAGGAUGAUGUCCUGGGAAUUUACAUUCUAUUCAAGCCAUUUUUGCUCGUGAGAAAUUCGGAACUGAUAAAGCAAAUAAUGAUCAAAGAUUUUAAUGUGUUUUCGAAUCAUCAUUUCGUUGCAAGAAGCAACGCUGACAAAAUGAGCGGCUACAAUCUUUUCGGCAUAGACAAUCCUGAAUGGAAAUAUUUAAGGCUGCCGACCGGCCAAGAUGCGACACAAGGAAGAAUCCGUCUUUGCGCCCAGGUCGCUGUUCGACAGGCCCUCAUCAGCGUUAAUGAAGAUGCGUCGCGAUAUGAAAAUGCACAACAAGUAUCGCACGAUUGCGCGUGCGUUGGUGCCGGUGUUAAAGACUUCGUCGCACGUCACAAAGACUUCGCCGGAGCCGGAUCACGCUGUGGACUGGCUGGUCUACGAAGAGUGGGGUCUGUUGCAUCCCAUCCAGAGCUACCAGAACCUGCCGUUGAACACGAUGAUUCUCACGCCCGGUCACACGCCCAAUUGGGACAUGGUCGCUGACACCAUCAACAACUCCGCGCGUCUGCAUAGAUCGCCCAAGCACUGCAGAGGCCGAUACGGGACCGUGAUAAUGCCGCGAGAGGAGGGUAAACUCAUGUACGACGUUGCGCCGAAGAAGCAAAAGAAGCAGAAGGGUAGCGUGUACAAAACGCCGCAGGUUUCCGAGAGCAAGACCAACAGAGCGUUGAGAACGUCGCAGUUGCAUAAUCAGGAUAAGAAUAACUCCUUCACAAUGAUGGGAAAUCAGAAAUACGAAACUGUCAAGUCGGUGUCCAAUAAGCGAACGCCCAUCGCGAACGUGAAGCUGCUUCUCGUCAAUUCGUUAAUGAGAAAUCCCGGUAGCGCAGCCGUUCUGCUGGAAAGUGGUAUACAAGUCGAGAGCCCGAUGGUGCCAAUGGAUGUCGCCACCAAACGCGCUAAUAGAAUCGCCAAGGAGAGAGUAGAUUGGCGCUGUUUGUUUGUACACGUGUUUUUCCUUCCGGAUAUAUUUAUUCUUAUAUUCUGGUAUUAGGGCGUGAGCCCUCAU